This is a messenger RNA of Rhagoletis zephyria (snowberry fruit fly), 1389 nucleotides long. NCBI's taxonomy places the organism in Eukaryota, Metazoa, Arthropoda, Insecta, Diptera, Tephritidae. The record is from RefSeq and is a predicted model, not a curated record.
CUCCUAUGCAAACUCCUACUUCUCUAUCGACAUUUCCGGUAAUGUGAAGCCGUACUCAAAGACGCACUUUCAAGAAGGAGCAUUCGCUCAUGACAUUGUGGCCGUGGCUCGUUUUGCAAACCGAAUCAACGCCACUGGCUGGUCUGAGUUGGACCUGCAGACGAAUGCCGCCCACGCCGACCACAUUCAGGCGUACUACGCGGGCAUUCUCGAGGGCUUUCUUACGGCAAACCUCAUUGACGACUUCCGAACGAACAUUGAGCUUGCCAAACCACACGACCAGUCAUCGGAGACGUGCCAGGUUUUGAAGCACUUCAUUUCGGAGAAUUUGCAUUACCUAAAAAAGAACCUCGACAAUGGCAGCGUCUACUGGCAGCAGGUUGGACUGGUCCUCUACCAACUGGCCGGUCUGGAUGAUGGCUACGAUGCGGCGAAGGGCAUCGCAGCAAAUCGGAGCCCCAGCAAAAAGCCACACUUGAACCUUGAUCCAUGCAACUCCUUGCUGCUCAACAUGUACCCCGAAGUGGGCGAUAUAGUGGAGAUUAUAAUGCAUUCAAAGAAGCAGAGUCAAGAUGAGGUGGAAAGUGAUCACUGCUCGGCGAUCAUCAAAUGGAUUCCAGAGAAGGGAGAAGUGUUAGUGAGCCACAACACCUGGACGACCUAUGUGAUGAUGGUACGACUGCUGAAGAAGUACACGCUAAACUACAAGACGAGCCAGGCAAAGGCCGUGUCCAUGAGCUCUUAUCCGGGAGUCAUUCUCUCAUUUGACGACUUCUACAUCACAUCACAGCACAUGGUAAUUCAAGAGACAUCCAUCAACAACUUUAAUGGCUCACUGUGGAAGGGCAUUAAUGCAUCGGGCAUUGUGCUUGACUUCAUGCGAAACACCAUCUCCAACCGACUGGCUCGAAAUGGCAGCGAAUGGGCCGACGUCUACUCGCGCCACCAGAGUGGCACCUACAACAAUCAGUUCAUGGUGGUCGACUACAAGAGGAUGGGAGAAGGGGGCAAGCAGCUGCAGGACGGCUUUCUCACCGUCCUCGAGCAGCUGCCCACGCUGAUCGUCGCCCGCGACCAGACGGCGGUCCUCCGUCGACAGACCUACUGGUCCAGCUACAACGUGCCCUUCUACGGGGAGAUCUUCAGCAAGGCCGGCUACGAGGCAAUGGUGGCCAAGUACGGCGACUACUUCUCUUACAACAUGACCGCCCGGGCGCGGAUAUUCCGCCGUGAGCAGAGCAGUGUGACGGACAUCUCCUCGCUGUUCCGCCUGAUGCGUCUGAACAACUUCAAGACGGACCCGCUGUCUCGGUGUGAGCAGUGCAGCCCAGUGCCCAACGCCUACUACGCCAUCGCCUCACGCGGUGACCUCAACGACCCCAACGGAAA